Messenger RNA from Cyphellophora europaea CBS 101466, 1869 nucleotides. RefSeq lists its product as uncharacterized. The record is from RefSeq and is a predicted model, not a curated record. The transcript has a single exon. Gene Ontology annotation, molecular function: flavin adenine dinucleotide binding; monooxygenase activity. The coding region runs from base 1 to 1869 and encodes 622 amino acids. Lineage: Eukaryota; Fungi; Ascomycota; Eurotiomycetes; Chaetothyriales; Cyphellophoraceae.
AUGGCGGUCACCUGGCCACCCGACCCUCCGGCAGCACCUCUGCCGCAGCUCAUACUGACCGAAGGCCUCCAAGCCGCUGAUGUAGAUGCCGACAAGAUUGUCGAGCAAUGGCUCGCUUCACUGGAAGACCGCUUCAAGAGGAAAGACUUCUCCAAUCUUACCGAUCUAUUCAUCGACGACUGCUGGUGGCGAGACUUCGUCGCUCUUUCAUGGGACACCAGGACGUUGCAUGGCCAUGGUCUGCUCAGCGAAUAUCUGACAUCCGCAAAGACCGAACUUUCAAAGUUGAACACUAUCAAGCCCGGCGGAUUGCAGCCCGCCCUGCUGGACAUGGGUGGCCUGAUCUGGGUCCAAGCCGGCUUCAGCUUCGAAACCAAAUUCGGAUCCGGGCAGGGGGUCGUCCGGCUCGCCAACGUGUCAAAGAACGAAUGGAAGGCGUGGAUGGUCUUCACCCAACUGCAGAACCUGCAAGGUCAAGGCCAGCCAGAUUGGAACAUACGCUCUGAUGGCACGCCAGCCUCUGCAGCACCCCACGCAACCAACGCCACGACCACCAACGGCACCAACGGUGACUCCUCGUCUUGCAAACCAGAUUUCCAAGUUAUCGUCGUCGGUGCAGGCCAAGGCGGUCUCGGGUUAGCAGCCCACCUGAAGAACCUCGGCAUCUCCUACCUGGUCGUCGACAAAGGCGUACGCGUCGGCGACUCCUGGCGCCAGCGCUACCAGACCAUCACCUCCCACACCCCAACCUACACAGACCACUACCCCUUCCUCCGCUUUCCGGACAACUACCCCAAAUGGCUGAACCAAGAGAAACUCACCAACUGGCAGGAAGGCUACGCCACCAUCAUGGAGCUCAACCUCCUCCUCUCCACAACCGUCACACACAUCGCUCACGACGCCUCUGCCCGCCGCUACAGCAUUGACGUACGCACCAACGCCGCCACCACCACCAAAACGCUAACAUCCACGCACCUCGUCCUCGCCACCGGCAUGUUCGGCCUCGAUCCCAAGACGCCCACCUUCGCCAGCCAGUCCACCUUCCCGGGCACCGUCUACCACAGCAAGUUCCACCGCGCCGCCACCUCCAUCCCCAACGUGCACGACAAGAAAAUCGUGCUCAUCGGCGCGGGCACUUCCGCGCACGACAUUGCGCAGGACUACGUCAACGCCGGCGCCAAGGCCGUCAGCAUGGUGCAGCGGCACGCCAUCUUCUCGGUAUCGCGCGCGGCGACCGAGACACAUGCCGUGGGCAUGUGGGACAGUGCGAAAUCCGGGUUGAGCACGGCCGAGGCGGAUCUGUUGGGGAACAGCAUCCCGUUUCAGGUGGUGCGGACGAUGGGCGUGGGGAUGAGCAUGAUGAUGAGCGCGCAGGACAAGGAGAUGCUGGAUAAAUUGACGGCGAGAGGCAUGAAGAUCAAGCGCGGGGAAACGGGGGAGGGGUUGGUGGACCAUCAGUUCUUGCAGGGCGGGCAUUUCUACGUCGAUCAGGGCGCGUGGGAGAUGAUUGCGGAUGGGCGGAUUGAGGUCCUACAGUGUGAGGGCGGCGUGGUGGAUGUGGGGGCCGAGGGCGUGCGGUUGGCGGACGGCAAGGUCGUCGAGGCGGAUGUCGUCGUGCUGUGUACGGGCUUCGAGCGGAACUACGUGACGGUGCAGAAGAUGAUGGGCGAGGAUGUGCUGAAGCGCGUGGGUGCCCUGGGACUCUUGGAUGCCGAGGGUGAGAGGAUCGGUUGGUGGCGUCCGACCCCCAUCCCGGGCUUCUGGUAUAUGACUGGGAGCUUCAUCUGGUGUCGUCAGUUCUCGGCACUCCUGGCGCUGCAGAUUCAGGCGAUUGAGCAGGGUCUCAAUGAGGAGCACUGGAGAAUCUGA